Aricia agestis (brown argus) is the source of this 3721-nucleotide messenger RNA. It is a transcript of the gene sp3, whose product is annotated as phosphatidylinositide phosphatase SAC2. The record is from RefSeq and is a predicted model, not a curated record. The transcript is spliced from 19 exons. Gene Ontology annotation, molecular function: phosphatidylinositol-4-phosphate phosphatase activity. Gene Ontology annotation, biological process: phosphatidylinositol dephosphorylation; regulation of endocytic recycling. The coding region runs from base 92 to 3460 and encodes 1122 amino acids. NCBI's taxonomy places the organism in Eukaryota, Metazoa, Arthropoda, Insecta, Lepidoptera, Lycaenidae. Gene Ontology annotation, cellular component: clathrin-coated endocytic vesicle; early endosome.
UGUCAGACGUCAAAACCAAAUUUUACAAUAACAAUAAACAAAAUGAAAAUAAUUAAAUUGUACCAAAUAAAAUAGAAGUGAAAAUACAAAAAUGGAAGUUUUUCGAUCCGAGCUGUACUAUAUAUUCGUCAGACAGGAGUCAAGCCUAUGGUGGAAUAGGGUGACGGGAGCAUUUUCUGUAAAAUCAGCAUGGGACCUAUCGGACAUCGAGGAUAUCGAGUGCUUAGGGAUUACGGACGGAAUACUGGGUAUAGUUGAGCACUCUACUAUUUACGAGCCUCGCCUAAUGAUUAUCAAGGAGAGCGUGGCAAUCGGCCAGCUAUACUUCCACCACACGAUAUACAAGAUAAAGUCAAUAUGUAUCCUGAACAUGGGCACCGCUAAUCAGGAGCUGGAACUGUCUCCGUGCACUAAACACAACUCCUCAGCGAACAGCGCUAAAGCUGGUGGCAGAAAGAUUGGUGGCAGGCUGUUUGAGAACUCCGCGUUUCUGAACAAGACGGUGGGAGCUGUGAAAAAUGUCAGCAACACUAUUAAAACUACCACACAACAAGCAGCAACACAGGUAAAACAGACAGUUAAAAAGCAAAGAGAUCCAAAACUAGCAGAAAGAUUUGAGCAGAGGCUCACGGACGAACUACACAAGAUAUUUGACAACUCCGAUAGCUUCUAUUACUCAAGAACAUUAGACCUUACCAACAGCCUGCAGCGGCAGUACGAGAUUGAGAAGAUUCUAGAGGCAGAAGAAGGGAAUACAAAGCCCAUAACCGACAUAACAAGAUGGUGGAAACAUGUGGACGAGAGAUUCUUCUGGAAUAAGCAUAUGUUGAAGGAUAUUAUUGCUUUAGAGAGCCCAGCGUGCGACGACUGGAUCCUCCCCAUCAUACAGGGUUGUGUGCAGCUGUCUCAGCUGUCCGUGGGUCCACCAGACCCCAACCCCCUGGCGGCUCCUGGCGCAGACGACACGUUCACGCUGGGGUUGAUAUCGCGAAGGUCGCGACACCAGGCUGGCACCAGGUACAACCGGCGCGGGAUAGAACCCGGCGGCAAGGUGGCCAACUACGUGGAGACGGAGCAGAUAGUGUCCCUCGUCUGCGCAGACACCGUGCACCGAGCUGCCUUCCUGCAGGUUCGUGGCUCGAUACCGAUAUUCUGGAGUCAGCCAGACUACAAGUUUCGCCCGCCGCCCAAACUCGAUAAAACCGAAGACGAAUCCCACGCGGCGUUCACAAAGCAUUUCGACGAGGAGCUGUCGCGGUACGGGCGCGUGUGCAUCAUCAACCUCGUGGAGCAGGCGGGGCGGGAGCGCGUGCUGUGCGACGCCUACACCCGCCACGUGCGCCGUCUCGACCGCCCUCAGCUGGUGUACGCCACCUUCGACUUCCACGAGUACUGUCGCGGCAUGCGCUAUGAGAACGUGAGCGUACUGGUGGGCGCGCUCGCCGACGUGAUCGCGGACAUGGGAUUCACGUGGCGCGACGGACGCGGGCUGAUCUGCGCGCAGGCUGCGGUCUUCCGCGUGAAUUGCGUGGACUGCCUCGACCGGACCAACGUGGUGCAGACCGCGCUGGGGCGGUACGUGUUGGAGCUGCAGCUGUGUCGGCUGGGUCUGGGCGCCCCGGGCUCGGGUCUCCCGCCCGCCCUGCGCGCCGCCUUCCUCGCGAUGUGGGCGGACUCCGGUGACCUGCUAUCCAGACAGUACGCUGGAACCAAGGCGCUUAAGGGUGACUACACGCGCACCGGCGAGAGAAAGUUCACAGGCAUGAUGAAAGAUGGCGUCGCCUCCGCUAAUAGGUACUACUUGUCGACGUUCAAGGACGCGCUGCGUCAGGUGGCGGUGGACGUGAUGACGGGUCAGGCGCGCGCCGUGCCCGACCGCCUCAUCGUGCCCGACGCCAUCGACGCGCCGCUCUCUGACCACGAGCAGGGCGCGGUGGACACGGCGGCGAUGGCUCAGCACGUGAAGCAGCUGAUCGACGACUGCAAAAAGCUGCUCGUCGACACAGAGCCCGUGCUCGGCUCCUGGGGACUCAUUGAUGCUGAUCCGCAUACUGGCGACCCUCACGAGACCGAGAUGGACAGCGUGUUGGUGCUGACUGCGGAGGCGCUGCACGUCGCCGACUACGACGAGACCAGCGACCGCCUGCUCGCCGUGCAGCGCGUCCCGCUCGCCGACAUCACCGCCGUCGAGCUGGGCACUCUCGACCAGCCCGCCUCGCUGUUCGGCGUGGGGCGGCGCAGCGAGGCGCUGCACUGUGUGCGGGUGAGCUACAGUCACGAGGGCGAGGCGGGCUACUACCGCAUGUUCCGCUCCACCGCGCUGCGCUUCUUCAACAACAUGGCCGUCGCCAUCACCACCAAGGACGAGAUGAUCGAGUCGCUACACUCGAUCUGCGAGUCUAUUCUGGUGGCGCGCGACGUGGCCGGCCUCCCGCCUAUACCAUUCCACGAUGGCGUCAAGCUAGACCGGAGAAAGUCCAAGGUGGUGGGCGGGUCGGGCAAGGGCGGGGCGCGGUCGAGCCUGUACGCGGACCUGUCGCGGCUGCCGGCGCUCACACGCAACGUCAGCGAGACGCAGCUCGUCGCCGACAUCCGCAGCGCCGGGUCCAAAGCUCUCAACAACAUGUCGGAACAGUUCAGCAAACUGAACAAGCUGGGCCACUCCCUCGCGCCGCGCGCCCGCCCCGCGCUCAACCUCAAACUCGACCACAACGCCAAGACCAAGAAGAUCUUCACAUUAGGACCGAAGACCGACACCAAGAAGAAAGGAAGUCUAUCCGACGGCAUGAGCUCCGACUACUCCUCUGAUGAUGAAAACAGAACGAAUAUCUUCGAACCGACCCUAGACAACUUCGAACACAUGUCCCACUACAUCGGAGACCAGAAGAAGAAAGAAGAUGAUUAUGACCUCGUCCAAAACCCGCUGUAUUCGUCCAAAAUCGAGCCUCAUGAUGAAGUGGAGACGAAUUCGGAGCCGGCAGAGAAGCAGACCCUCAAAACACCGAGUUCGAGCAAGAAGAAUCCGUUCGAUUCGGAAUCGAUAACGCCGGAGAUACAAGUGGACUCGGUUCCGGCGAAACCGGUGCCGCCUAGCUCGCUGGUUCUCAACCAGAAGCUGUCGCAGAGUUCAGGGUUCAUCAACUUCGAAGACGACAAGAUGCCCGAUGUUUCAUAUACCAGGUCUAACUCCCAACACGAGAUCACUCUCAACAUAGCGCAGUCGCACAGCGAGUCGGCGCUCCUCCGCAGCAUCGCCAGCCCCGUCACCAGCGCGCGGGAGAUGGUGCUCUCCCCGCUCUCCAAGCUGGCGAGGGGCGUCCAGUCGCUCUCAGCCAACCUCGAUCCCAGGAAGAUCAAGAGCGCGGGCGCCGUAAAGCACAUAACGGAACAACAGUAUGAGGAGCAUCGCCGACUGCAGGAGAUGUGGCAGGGUUGUAGCACACGACUUAUUGCGCUGUAGGGCUGUCACACCAGAUAAUGUAUUAGCUAAGAAGUUGAUUCAGACAGAUGCCGACCUACGUCAUUUGGUCGGACUAGGUUACUUCAAUGUUAGUUGCAACUGUCGGCUGGGUUUGACAUAACGCAAAGGUCGCAGCAGAGGGCACUUCUAGCACAUAUACAAUAAAUAAUCCGACAAAGGUCGGAUCGGCUAACAGAUCACAGCUUAUAUUAAACGAGCUUUUACCCGCGGCUUCGCUCGCGUUAAGAAGUAUUAUUAUAA